GCAACCAGGUGUCUUCAGAAUUCACUUAAUUAAUAAACAGAGGAAUGUUAGGGAACAUUAGUGAACAAAUAGCAACAUAAAGAGCAAGAAACACAGCAGAAGGGUCAGGGAGAAAAUGAUGUCGAUUUUUCAAGCAGGUUGGGAUUACAGAUCUAUAACUAAAAGUUUAUUAUAGACAGCUAGUUAAGCUAUCAUCUAAAAUUGGUAAAAAAGUACGUUUAAUAUGCUUUAUUAAGGAAAACAUUAUUUGAAGCGGCCAAAAGGAAGAUGCAAUUAAUUCAAUUAAGUUCAGUUCAGUUUUUUCGUAUAGCACCGAAACUGAAAAGUGUGACACUUUUCAGUUUUACUUGCUUGUAAACGAAAUUUCAAAAUCAUACGUGAUUUUCCAUCCAUCUCACAAUUAUCCACUACUUUGUGUUUAUCUGUCAAAUUCUAUGUUGAGAUUUGUUGUUAGAAAUGUGAAAAGUUGUGAGAAUAAUUUUGUCAAACAAAAUCUCACUUUGUCUUAUGCUUCAACCACCUUUCCUGUGAUGGUGUGGGUGGUAACUAAAGGCCAGAUGUUUAUAACCCAUCCACUUCCUGUCUGCUCUGUUCGGUGAAGAGGAUUACACUGUGAUUCUUUGAGAUAUUUAUAUCUUUGAAUUACAACCCUCCUGGGGCAACCCUCACCUACCCUUCACCCAUCAAAACAUCUUCAGAAAAUGUAGUUUUAUCCCCUCACCGUGUGUGUUCACCUACUCAGCCGUCUCACUGUGACUUCCCCAGUUUACUCACAGUUAGCUGUCACUGCUAAUGGCUGACAUAGCUGUCCAGAUUUAUAAAUAGUUUAGAGGCUGUUUGUUUCAUCCGUCUGACACUCGACACCAAAGGAUCUCACAGAGCCACAUGCUAAGCUCAAGCCCUCAUUCUAUGGCCUCAUGGUGGACACUCUCUGUGGAACAGCUCCUCUAUUUUUGUCUUAUCUCCUGUCCUGACUUCCACUGCCUGCUGCUGGUCAGAUCCUCAGAGAUCUCACAGUGGACCUCAAACUGGAUUUGGAUUAUUCUCAAUAGAAAGAGCCUGGAUCUCCCAGAGAGUGGAUGUGUGAGGUGACAGUUGAGGAUUAGAUCAAUAGGGCCUCCUUUUGGGGAGAGGAACAAAACAAGCAGAAAGGGACAUAAUAAACAGUUCCCAAAUUAUGGAUUAUAAACCUAGAAGGAAAGCAGCAGGUUGAAGGAUCAUUUGUGCAGAGCCAAACUGAAACAAACAAUGCCUCUGGAGAAAAUUCUGAACAGAGGCCCCAAACUUCGGGUGCAGCAGCUCUACCAGAAGAAACGGAUUGAAACUUUAAGGUCUAUAUUUGCAUGAAUGACCGAACGACUAAAAAGCAAUAUUUUUUUUUUUUGUAAGUCUGCGUCAUGACCUCAGUUGAGAAGCGUCGCUCGAGCCGGAAGAGCAGUGGGCACAGGAAGCACAGUGAUGGAGGCUUCAGCGACACGUCGAGUGGGGGCUCUUUCCUGGAUGAGACUGAUCGGGAAGUCAGGAAUCUGACGGACAGAGCUUUCAGAAGCCUUUGUAUUGGAGAUGAGGCUGUUUAUAAUGACUCUGACCUCAGUUUGUCUUCACCUAGCACCUACUCAGAUAGACAGCUGGCUUUCUGCAGAGACAGGGAGGAGAGAGAAAGGGAGGACCGAAAGAGAGCUGCACAGGAGAAUUUUAACCUCAGUGUGCAGCAAUAUGGACAGGACUGGAUCACGGCAGGGAUGUAUGGAGCAGGGAUCCAGAGAGAUGCUCAGUGGGAGGCUUAUGGGGACAUAACACAGGGGAUGGUUUCUGCCACAUUCCAGCACUCCUUAGUGGAAACCUCACAGCUGGGCAAGUCUCUGAGGGAAGAGGAGCUGUCCUUCCACAGCAACGGAGCCACAGAGUUGAGUUCACAGCAACGCAGAAGCCACUCGAGAGUUUCGUCUCUCAUCAGGGCGUUUAACUCUGACGGACACAGAGAUGCAGCAGGAGCGGAAGAUAACAUCAGAGAGCGGGAUGAUGGGACGAGUUGGGACAAAUCAGCUCUCAUGAGUAUUCAGAGAGAACUUUCUGAAUUCUCAUACCAGCAAAAUUUCAACCAUCAUUUCCAUCCUGCCGGGGCAUUUUCAUGUCGAGAUCCAAACUUCUAUUCUUCUGAAUCAGAGGCCCAAAUGUCUCACAGCUACAUGAGGUCAUCACAAACCAAACACAUCAUGUCUGCACAGGCCAACUGCAACUCCAAUUUUUUCAUCCACAGUGAGUUCAGUCCCUUCCAGUUGUGGAGAGAUUACAACAGGUUUCCGUUUCAGCAAGCAGAAGUCUCAGGCUUUAUGCAUUACUCGGAGUUUCCUAAAUGGUAUCAGACACCAAUGUACAAUGAACUUUCUCUUGAAAAUCAAGCACACGGCUGUCAUAGAGACAUCCAACAACCUAGGAAUCACCUGGGAUAUCCGGUUCCUCUGACGGCUCCACGCUCCAUCUCAACUUCCUCUCAGAUCCAGAGAGCGUCAGCUGUGGAGAAACGCUGCGAGUCAGAGCUGGCGGUUCAUCAUCCUCACAGGAAGUGGACACAGAGCCUGGGGACUAACAAACUUCCGCCCCACCGCCCGUCAACUGCGUCACCCUCUACUGAGAUGUCUCGACGUGUCAGAGACACCAUCAGCUCUGUCAAAGCUCUGCAGCAAAAGGUUAAAAUGAUGUCAGAGUAUGACACAACUAAUCAACAAGAAACAUUCAGUAGAAAUGAAAGUUGGUUUAACUCAGAAAAGAACACAUUGACAGCAGAGACAAACAUUGUCGGCAGUAACAAAGCAAAUUCCUUUAGAAUUGGCCAGCAGCUCACUCCUUCAGUCCAACAACAUCAGGAUGUUGACACAUCCCGCUUACACCAGCAUGAAGUCUCCCCUCAACCAGUAGAGCAUCCUCCAGUGAGAGCCGAAAGCCGAGGAGCAACUCCCGAUGUCAGGAUGUCCAGCUAUAGAUCUCGAGCCACAAGCCUGCUCUUCAACCUGAAAGACAACAGAAAAAGAGUAAAAAGCACCUACAGUCCAACCAAGUUCAAAGGCUUAGAUACAGCGGAGAGGAACCAACAGUCCUACAGCCAGGAGCCACACAAAACUGUACUUACUAGUUCAGAUGUUCAGUGUCUCCAGUCAGAAGCACCAAGAAGUACAAACACUGCUAUAAACCAGCAUCACACCCCUGGACUAUCACUUACUGCCCAGACAUCUCACUCCGCUAGAGUAAACUCAGGCCACUAUUCAGAAAACACUGCAAAUGAUUACCAGGUAGCUCAGAUGCAAAGCCAUGGCUCUGGAUUCAGUGGCUUUGUAACUUCAAAUUACUCCAACAAUCAGCUGCUGGGAAAUGGGCAGACUCCUAAUAAAUAUUUUGCAUCAUUUACUCCCUAUAGGCAAGAUAUUUAUGGAUCUGCAGACGAAGUCAAGCAGUCUUACUCAGCUGAGGACACAACAAGACUGAGUGUUGACAACAAUCAACACAGAGAACAUCUAAUAGGCAAAGCAAAUGCAACGCAAGGAGGAGUGUUCGUAAAGGUGGAGAGAUAUGAGCAGCUUGCAGAAAACAAACACAAUUACAAAAAUGUGUCCUCCCAGGAUAACUGGAGACAAGCAAGCGUCCAAGAUACAGAAAAUAUCCAUCUCAAAACAAAUGUUCCCCCAGUGAAACAUGAGACAGUGUCUUUAGUAGAACGCUUAAAGCAAGAAAAUUUGUGUGGUGGAGAAAAAGAAGAAGUAAAGGAUGCUAAUUUAACACAGAAUUAUAACAGAUUUACUGAUCAGUAUGGUAGAGGCCAACAAAAUAUUUUAUCAGAUAAAACAAUGGACAUGGUAACAACAGGUCAGACUAAACUAAAUAAACCAUCUCCAAAUGAAAACAUACAACCUAAACCUCGGUUUGAAAAGAAAAAUCAGCCGAAUCCAACAUUUAUUGAAGAAAAUGCAUCGACCGUCGCAAUGACAAAUCAUGUAAAGAACACACAGACUGUAGACACUAAAUGUGAACAGGUGAUGGAGUCCCACAGGAAACCACAAUAUCCCCAAGCAGAAAUGGCCAAAACCCAACAGAAAGAUCAUGCAGAACCACCAAAAACAGAAAUAGCAAAGUUUAUUUCGUCAAGGCAACCUGCAUUAGAAACGGUCAAAAUGCAAGAGUUGCAAAAUAUAAGACAAGUCAAAGAUCAUCAUAUAACUAAAGUGGAAGAGAGGAAAAAUGAACAAAAAGAAAAGUCAAGAGACACAUAUUUUCAGCAGGAAGAAGAGAAACAGAUGAAGGGUGAAAAAGAAAGGGUUUUGAAGCUAACAGACGAGCCAACAAAUGUCACAGAAAAAGUCCCUAAGAAGCUCAAAACAGAACAAGCUGAAAAGGAGAAGCUUAAAGAGGAACACAUAAAAACCAAACUGGCAAAGACCGAGGCGCCUGAGCAGGUCAGAAUAGACCAAGUUAAACAUGAACAGGCCAAUGGCAUGCAAGCAGAGGAAAAACAGCAGAGCACAGAAAAAGCAGAGGGAGAGCAGAUGGAUGCAGAGAAAAGCAAUAUGGAAAUGGUUAAAGAAGAACAGAUCAGAGGCCAACAAAGAGAGCAGAUAAAAGAGCUGCAAACUAAAACAAUAGAUGUGAAGAGAAUGGGAAUGGAGGUGUUGGAGGUCAAAACAGACCACAUGAAAGUCGAGGAUGUCAGGGAAGGUAGGAAUGAGAAAGAUUCAAGUCAUGCAUGUCAAAUUAAUUUAGAGAAGGCCACAUCAGGUACAUGUGGCACAGAAGACACACGAGGAGAAAAGACAAAACUGGAAGAAAACCUGGAGCAAAAGGAAUCUGAGCAAUCAAAAACAGAAAACCUGCUGGAGAGGUCGGCUAAACUCACAGCCAAGCUUGCAACAACACAGCAGGCCAGACAGGAACCGGACAGAGUUGAGCAAGUUAAGACAGAAUUAGCGAAAGCCAAAGCAGAGUUAGCUAAAAUAAAGGAGAAAAUGAGAGGAGAGCAAAAAGAAAAAGUGAGAAACAUUCUUUUCACCAAAGAAGAAGGUUUUUUAAAGAAUGAUGAUUCUAAUACUGGUGAAAACGCCAGCAACAAAAGCCAGAACCACCCACUGGAAACACAAACUCAUGCAGCGACUGAUGAUUAUGAAAGGCUUAGGGAAAAAUAUGGUUUUACAUAUCCAACAUCUGCAAACAGCACCAAAGUGUCAGCUGCAAAAAAUAACGAACAAGCCAAAGAAAACAAAGUUGAAAUUGGAAAUAAUUUGAUAUCAACUGACAGACCUUGUGUUAGUGACUCGUUUUUGACACCAGAGACAGCAAAUAAGGAGGGAGGUAGAAACUUUAAACACAGUAACGAGACAGUACAGGAGAGUGAUUGCAAUGAGCCAUUAAAUAAACUACAAUUAGGUAGCUGUCAUUCUCUUCUAACAAAUUCAUGUGAUAAAGCAAACAGAGAAAAUGUAUCUGACAAACUGAAGGACGACAGUGGUCAGAAAUUACAAAAAAGUGAUGUUAAUAAAGACACGGCUUCCUUGCAAAAAGACUCUGUUUCAGCUAAACAUGAAAGAAAGUUCACUGAUCAGCGAAUUAACAGAGGCAAAGACACGGCUGUUACUCCACUUAGAGCUUUAUCUCAAAGGGAGAAAGCUCAAACUAAGCAGGAAAUACUGACUUCCAAAAUAAAAGCACAUGCUGAAAAAGAGAUUUCCGCAAUAAAAGAAAAGGGAUUUGCUUUACCAGAAGGCUUUAUAAGCAAAAGCUCGGCCAUGCUGUUAGCAAGUGGUCAGAGUGUUAAUAUCCGACAGAGGCCUUCAUCGCAAGAAGUGCCUAAGAAGCAUGAAACCACAGUGUCCAAUAAAAUCACAGCAAAGCAUCAGCUGGAGCCUUCAGGAGUGCAAAAAGAACCAGGCAAGUCUGCUUCAUCUCUGAGCUCUGAUACAGUGGGUGGUGAAGCAGCAGCUGAUCAUUCAGAAAAAUCGACAAAAACAAUCCUCCCCACAGGUACCUCUGUGAGCACAACUAACAUCUGUGUGCAAAACAAACAAAACGAAGCAAAUCACACAGGAACAUUUGGAAGACUGAGCGGGGAAAUGCAACAAGUGGAAAAUGAUGAAACUCUCACCAAAACAAAGGACAAAGCAUAUGCUACGGGUAUGUCCAAACCUGUGACCGCAGAGGCCGCUAAAGAAGAAGCUCAUAAAGACUCAGAAACAGAAGAUUGUGUCACUCAAAAAGAAUCCUCUGUAACAGAUGACAGUGUGCUGAUUAUGGGGAUUAUGGUAACUGUAGUAGAAAGAAAUCCAACAGUCAAUGGUGGCCCACAGAAUAACAACACUGAAAAACAGACCAAUUCAGUAAAGGCAGAGAGUAAUACAUCAGAUUCAGGUACAGAGAAUUCCAGCCAAGAAGAAGCAGAAGUAUUAGUGAAAGCAACAGACUCAAAAAAGAGUCCCCGUGUUAUGAAAGAAAAUGAAGAUUCUCUUGGUAAGAAUAACUAUUCAGAUAAUGUGAAAGAAACUUUAAACUGGAAAGAAAUGAACAGAGAAAUAUCAGCUGAACACUUAGAUCUCCAAAUCAACAGUUGUGCCACUAAUACAGAACUACAGAAGAAGAGACAACCAGAAGCCGGGUCUAUACCUUCUAAAGACGAGUUCUUGGCCAAAACUCAACCAGUUCUCCACCAAAUGGACACAAUUCUAAAAGAAACAAAGGAUGUAAGUGUUAACAUGCCAAAGGAAAAUUUGUCAGAAACCUCUGGCCACCCAGAGGCAGGAGACAAGGGAAGACAACAUGAAAUGCAAAAGCCCCUCAUCAAUGAAAUAUCCCAUGAUAAAGUCAACAAAGCCAAAAAUGAUCAGCCAAUGACAGACGACAUGACAGCAGUUAAAAAUAUUUCCAAAAGCAGUAACAAUGAUGGGCAGUGUGCACUAGUACCAGAAGACAACACCUGCCCUUCUACUCCACCAAGCCCCUUCAAUGACUCAUGCAUGGAUAACACUAGGAUUGUGUCUCAAAACCAGCAAUCCACUGAAACAUUCAGUAAAGAACAGGAUCAAGAAGAUACUAGUGUGCAUAUUGAUAACAUUGCCAUCAGAGUUGUGCCAACUGAAAGUAAAACAGAUAACAUGGACACGUUGGAAAAAUGUGACAUGAAAGCUGUUCCUCUGAAUGUGGGGUCUUCCUCUGAACAGAAUCAGGUUGUCACAUCCAGUAGUGAAGGAAAACCACAGAUUUCAAAUCAUGGACAUCAUUUUGAAAACUUGAUUCAAGAAAACAGUGAGCAGAAGAUGAAAGACAGUCUGGAAGAAAAAUUAGCUGUACAGUAUGUAUUAUCCAGUGUCAGGAAACUGUCUGACUCAUUGAAGGCAAGUGAGAAACAGAACGAUGCAAGUACAACCAGGGAAUGCAUUAAAGCUGGAGACAAAAACUCAGAAUCUAGUGUACAGCUGGUGGAAGCAGAUUAUUUUCAAGUACAAGGACCAGCGGAGACGAGCAACAUGUCUCCUAACAAUAUCACAGCUGGAAAGGAUUCAAAGGGAAACGACGUCCUAAAGUUAUUACCAAAUGAGACAUUUAUUGGCACUGAACUGCACAAGAAACAACAAAGUGAUGUCUUUGUGUUCACCAUAGAUCCAAGUGAACAAAAGACAGAUCAGUCAAGUUCAGAAAUUAUUGAUGGUGAGAACUUGACAGGUAAAAAUUUGGAAACUGGCGAUAAUACAGUUACUUCAAAACAGCCUGGUGGUUCCAUGGAGAGUUGGAAUAAAAUAAAAAAUGUAGAUGCAAGCCAAUCUAAUCCCACCAGAACAUAUGAUGAGGUAAACCAGUUGGAGUCCUGUGCAACGGAAAGACAGAAUUUGGGUAAUCAAAAUUUAACAAACACACAUUCUGAAGCUAAGCCAAAUCCAAGAGAACGAGUGCCUGCAAUACCAGAAAUAUCAGCUAUUGCAGACUAUGCCAGAUUAAAGGUGAUUGUUUCAGAAGAUAAAGAAGAGCAGCCACUUCAGCAAUUCCCUCCCAACAAGAAGGAAGGGUUCUUCCCACUAAUACAGACCCGUCAUAGCAGACGCCCUGUGUUUACUGAUUACCCACAAGACCACUCUGUUAAAACCCAAAACUUACCAAAUAAGACAGAGACAACAGCCACCGUUAACAAAGAGUCCAAAUCGCUAACAUUUCCUAUCAUGGAGAAGGAGCACCAAAGAACUGGAAUGUUCAAGCUUGGAGACAAAGAAAGACAAGAAAAAGCACCUCUGAAUGCCCAAAUGACUGUCUAUGUAGACAAAGAUCCAAAUCAGAUCGAUACAAAGAACUCCCCCAUAGAUAAGACAGAAUUAGUGGCUCAAGCAGCAGAGGAGCAUCAAUGGAGGGCAGUAGAAGAAGAGCAACAGAUGAAAGUUCCAUAUGAGAUACAACGGAGAGGAGCAGUGGAGGAGCAGUACAGGAGGACUGCACAACAAGCUCAACAAAGGAUUGCAGAAAAGGAGCAACAGAGAAAGGCUCUACACGAAAAACAACAGAGAAGAGUAGCAGAGGAGCAGCGGAGGACAAUUGAGGAAGUGGAGCAAAGAAGGAAAUCUGCAUAUGAAGAACAACAAAGAAAAGCAGCAGAGGAACAGCGAAGACAGGCUGCACAACUGGAGCAAACAAGAAGGAUUGCAGAAGAAGAGCAACAGAGGAAGGCUCUACAUGAAGAACAACAAAGAAGAAUACUGGAAGAGCAGCAAAGGAGAAUUGAGGAAGAGGAGCAAAGAAGGAAAGCUGCAUAUGAAGAACAACAGAGAAGAGUAGCAGAGGAACAGCAAAGACAGGUUGCACAACUGGAACAAAAGAGAAGGAUUGCAGAAGAAGAGCAACAGAGGAAGGCUCUACAUGAAAAACAACAAAGAAGAUUAGCAGAGGAGCAGCAAAUGAGGAUCGCACAACUGGAGCAACAGCAAAGGAUCGCACAAAAAGAACAACAGAGGAGAGCAGCAGAGGAAGAGCAAUGGAGGAUUGUGGAGGAACAAAGAAAGAAAGCUGCCCAUGAAGAACAACAGAGAAGAAAAGUGGAGGAGCAACAAAGAAGGGCUGCACUACUGGAACAAAAAAGAAGGAUCGCAGAAGAAGAGCAACAGAGGAAAGCUGCAGAGCAGCAAAGGAUUGCAGAAGAGGAGCAAAGAAGGAAAUCAGCUUAUGAUGAACAACAAAAGAAAGCAGCAGAGGAAAAGCAAAGGAGGAUUACAGAGGAGGAACAAAGAAAGAUGGCUGCUCAUGGAGAACAACAGAAAAGAGAGGUGGAGGAGCAGCAAAGAAUGGCUGCACAACUGCUUCAACAAAGAAGGACUGCAGAGGAGCAACAGAUGAAACAUGCUCAUGAAGAGCAACAGAGAAGAGCAGCAGAGAGGCAACAAUUGAGGGCUUCACAAUUUGCUCAGCAAAGGACUGCAGAAGAAGAGCAGCAGAGGAUAGCUUCUCAUGAAAAACAACACAAAAAGACAGCAGAAGAGCAGCAAAAGAGAGCUACACAAAUUGAUCUUCAUAGGAGGACUGAUGAAGAAGAGCCAAGACGACACCAAGGACAACAAAGAAGAGAAGCAGAAGAACAGCAAAGGAGGAUUGCAAAAGAAGAUCAACAGACAAAAACUUUACAUAAACAACAGAGUUUAGCAGUUGACGAGCAGCUGAGGAGAGCUGGAGAAUUGGAGCAAGAAAGAAGGCUCACAGAAGGCCCACAAAUGAGAAAAGCCGCACAAGAAGAGGAGGAGGGGAAAAUCGUACAAGAACAAAAAAGAGAAACAGAACAGCAACAAAGGAGAGCACCUCAAAGUCCAAAUGACCAACAAAGGAAAGCAACAGAAUUGAAUCAAAGAAGAGAUUCACGAUUAGAACAGAGAGAAAAAGAACAUGAGCAACAAAGGCAAACUGCCCAACAUUACAAGCAAAGAAGAAAAGUAGAGGAGCAACAAAGGGGACUUUCUCAAGAGGACAAGCAAAGGAUGCUUUUAGCAGAAGAACAAAAGAGAGGAGAGUUAGAUGAGCAGGAAAGAAAAGCAACACAUGAGAAGCAACACAGGAGAGUUGCACAGAAGGAUCUACAACAAAGUGAUGUGGAAGAGCACCGGAAAAGGCUUGCACAAGAAAAGCAGCAAAGGAUAGCAUCUCUGAUUGAGGAGCAAAGGCAAGUAAAAGAGCAAAUAGUUAGAAAUACUGAAAAAGAAACAAAAGGAAAAGCAAGAGAAGGAAUAAAUGUUUUAAUUUCAGAGAAGGAAAGUGUCCAACAGACACAAGAACUUAACAAAAUCCAACAUCUGAAUGAUGUGCCAAUGAAUGAAAGUCUUGUGGAAGAGGAGAAAACUGCAUCACGAAAAAUGUUGAAAAAUGUGAACAUAGCUGCUGAAAAGGAAGAAAUCAUGGGAGAACAGAGAAUAGAAACACAUUUCAAGCAGGAGAAUGCUAAAGAAUCGACACCAACUAAAACAGAUAAUGAUAGUCAAGCUAACAAGAUGGAAGAUGAUGAGCAGGUAUCAUCUCUCAAAGUAAAAGCAAGAGACCGUCAAGAGAUGGACAAAGGAGGAGCACAGAAGACAAAUGCUCUCCAGUAUUUUGCAGUCACCUCAACCAACAGAGAGAGAAGAUCCAGAGAAAAACAGUUGUCCCCCCCUUUUCCUUUACAGCAACAAAAUAAGAAACAAGGGGAGCUUGAAUCACCCAAUGACUUGUUGUACCACAGACAUUACAGACCUCAUGCUGCUGCAUCUCCAGCUCCAACUCUGCCCCGCUCCAACACCUCCUCUCCUGCGCUAGGAGCCAAGCCCUUGAUGUUCAGAGUAAAGGACAACACCAUCAGAGGUUCCUCUCUCACAAAGUCUGUCAAGCCACGCUUCCAUAAGAACUUUGGAGAGGACUUCUUAAUGGGUUCAACAUUUGACGGGGCAUCAGAUAAAGCAGAGGAUGACCAGGAGAUACUCAGACGAACUGCAGGGACCCCAUUAAGUCGUUUUGCUGCUAUCUGUGAGUCUUCAUUACAAGAUUACUCAAACACUACCCCUCACCUGAGACCCUAUUCUAGGAGAAGUAUGGCAACGGAUGAUGAUGAAUCUCGCUCUGUCAUCAGUAGCAUGUCAGAGGAUGUGGAGAGCUUUGCGACAAGUGCAGCAGAUCUGACCGAAAUGCAUGGCCUGUUUGAUUUUGACAGAUCUGAAUCGACAUGCAGUUUCGGCAGUGAUGUGUCGCAGUCUUUGGGCAAACCUCCAGCUGUUCCACCGAAAAGUGAAAAAGCCUUACGGAGAGCUCAAAGGCUAACUUCUCGAAGGAUGAAGAAAGAACUUUCCAAGGUUGCAGAAGGAAACCCUCCGGGAGUUGGGAAAGAGGUCUCCAGUUUUCCUUCUUCAUCAUCCUCCUCCAAUGAGGUAUGCUCCUCCAAUCACCAUGUUGUGGCUUCCCCCCAUUUUUCUCAACCCGUUUCCUUUGCUCUUGCUCCGGCUACUGGAUCCAGCUUGCCUUCCUCUCAUAAAGAUCGCAAAUCCUCUCAUUGCUCUUUUCAUGCUUCUCCUCAUGCCACUGGCCCCAUUUCUAUCCCUAGUCCUUCGCCUCAUGCUGGUUCUGUUGUGUCUCUUCAUGCUUCUAGCCCUGCUUCCAAACCUGCAGCUCUUCAAGCAGUUGCUCAUGUAUCCUCUUCUCCUACUCUCCAUCAUGUCAAUCACCCAGCCACUCCUGUGACACAAUACCAUGUAGAGUCAAACAACUAUCCAUUGACUCAGCGGAAGGUUCUGCAGGAUCUGGGAUCUGGUCAGUUCUUUGUCGUAGAUGUGCCUGUUCAAGUAAAAACAAAAACUUUCUUUGAUCCUGAGACAGGAAAAUAUGUUCAGCUGAAUGUGCGCCAGACUGGUCAGAAUAUUUUUCAACCUCAACUUCACCAAAAAUACCAACAGGCUCAAGGACAACAACUGCAAGGCAAGCAGCAACCACAGUCCCUCUCCUCUGUCACCACGGUUGCUAGCAAGCCUUUAAGGUUUUAUCAAGGCUACCACAGUUCUCCCCAAAACUACCAGGCAUCUGUUGUCAACUCUGUGCAUGAAAGCAGCUCAUCAGUCCCAGCAGUUCUACACCAAAACCAGCAGGCCUCAAGAGAAAACCACAGCUGCAGAACUCCAGUUCCUGAAAUUGAUCAGAACUCCGAGGGCCAUCGCUACAGUCCAGAGAAAACACCAUACAUGGACACAGUUAAUGACAUCACUAAGACAUACAACUUGGUGAACAGCACACGGGACUCAUGCAACCCUUUUCCCGAGUGUGACACAAACAGCCCGCUUGGUAGAAGUUCAGUUUGUGAAAACGAUCACUCAACUAACUUGGAGUAUCAGCCUCGUGACAUUAUUGCCAUAAGUGAAUUAGAAGAUUUCAUGGAGGUGUCUGACUGGUGAAAAAAAAGACUGACAUUAAAGUAAAGAAGUUUUUCCUGAAAUUAUAAUACCUGAAACAUACAGUGUAUAAAUAAUGCAAUACAAAGUUUAAGAAACUUGUCAUCUGCAACAAAUUUGUUUUUGAUUGUGUAGGUCACUGUGACAUGCUCUUAAACUGCUGCUGAUGUCUUUUUCAGAGAUUAACUGUUUUAUUUUGUAUUCUAUAUUUAUUGUUACCAUUCCAUUUGACUUUGAAUGUCUGAAGCUAACAUAUCUCCCGUGUUAACAGUGACAUCUGUAUCUCAUUUCCUGGUAUGGUGAGCAUACCUUACAUAAACAAAUUGUGAACUGCCCCAUCAUAAAGUGCUUGGUUCUUUAUGGAAUAAUAUGCAUUUAUUUUGCAUUACAAACAAUGGCUGGUCUGUUUUACCUCUCCUGUUGUGAAAGCCUUACAAUGCAUGAAAUAACUCUUCAAAGUCAAAGAUCUUCAAAUGGUAUACAACAUAGUUUGUCUAUGCAGCAAGAGUGUCAAAAUGAUCAUGGUCACACGGAAGUGAUACGAUUUUUUUUAAAGUUAUACAGUACUCUGUUUUAUAAGAUGGAUGUUUCUAGGAGUGCUUUUGUGUUGCUGUGAAUGUAGCAUGACAUGGACUUUUUCAGACAACAAAAACACAUUUAACACAGAUAUUUCCCACCAUGUGAUUGUUAAUUUUUUUCUUUUGAGGAUUAAAAAUAAAACAAGAUUUCUGAAAGAUUUCA
Xiphophorus hellerii (green swordtail) is the source of this 13148-nucleotide messenger RNA. It is a transcript of the gene c22h10orf71, whose product is annotated as chromosome 22 C10orf71 homolog. Gene Ontology annotation, cellular component: Z disc. Bases 1398 to 12410 code for a protein of 3670 amino acids. The record is from RefSeq and is a predicted model, not a curated record. The transcript has 2 exons. Gene Ontology annotation, biological process: positive regulation of calcineurin-NFAT signaling cascade. Lineage: Eukaryota; Metazoa; Chordata; Actinopteri; Cyprinodontiformes; Poeciliidae.